UUACCGAACAAACGGAGAAGCAACUUCGAGAGCUCUUAGAAGAAUCACCUAAAGAAAGUGAUACGAAAUCUUUUAAAAAAGCGAAAAAAAUAUAUGCGCAAUGCGUGACAAAAGAUAACAAUGAUGCAAACGGAAAUAUUAAUUUUACCGCCAUUUUAAGUAAAUACGCCGAAUGGCCACUAGUUAUGCCUUAUCGCAAUUGGGACGAUGAACAUUUGUGGUGGCAAAUUGUUAGCAGUGCUUUACUUAAAAAUGGGUUUCAAAACGGCCUAUUUAAUAUAAAAGUGGUGCCGGAUGUUCGAAAUUCUACCGGUAACGUUAUCUUUAUAUCUGAUCCUGUGUUCUUUUUCUCGCGAGAUGACAUGAUUCAGCUUUCCGUAAAUGAAAUACAGAAAAAAAUGUACAUCAAUAUUAUCACCACCUUUGCGUUACAUUUGAUUGAAGAAACUAACGGAACUGUCGACAUGGAUACUCUUAUUCGAGAUAUAGAAGACAUGAUAGAAUUUGAAAUAAAACUGGCUAAUCUGACAAUGAGUUACCAACCCUACGCAAACGUUAAUCAAAUUUCUCGUCCGCUAACAAUUUAUCAGUUGCAAGUGGAGUAUCUUAAGGAAGUGGAUCAUCUUACACCAAAAGGAAUGAUUGAUUGGCUUGACACUAUUCAAAGCGUCUUUGCGUCAGAAGGAAUUGUGAUUGGAUACUUUGAGAAGCUCGUCGUUCAAGCGUACGAUUAUAUUCUUCAAUUAGUACCGUUACUACAGCAAACACCAUCUCGCACUAUUGUUAAUCAUAUGAUAUGGAAUUCAAUUCAGCGGUUUUAUUUUCGUGACACUAAAAACUUGAAACCGAGCAAUAACAAAAUUGACAAUCGGUGGAAAAUGUGCAUUACACAAUCAAAUUUGAAACAUGCUAUUUUGCAUGAAUAUGUAAAAAAAUACUUAUCAAAGAAUACUAUACAGGACAUCACAUCAAUACUUACGAACGUUAAAAACGCAAUUCGCGAACAAAUAGAGAAUUCCGCUUGGAUGGACGAGCCAAUAAGAGAAACGUAUCUUGAGAGACUUACGUAUAUGAAACACGAAUUUAUUAUGCCCGAGUGGUACAACGACGAAGCUAUUGAUAGAUAUUACGAAAACGUUUCUAUCAGCACGAACUAUCUCGACACUGCCAUACAGUUAUAUCAAUUCGAAAGAAAGAAAAUGAUACGGUCGCUAAGGACACCUGACAUUACUUUGGAAUGGGAUGUUGAUCUGACAACAGAUACUUACUAUAAUUCAGGUCCAGAAAAAACUGUUGUCCCAGCCACCGUAUUACAAACUCCUAUAUAUGACAGCAAUAUUCCAUUUCUGAACUACGGAACUCUAGGUUUUCUUAGUGGACAUCGCAUAAAUUACGACUUAGUUGAUAACCAUGUAAAGUACAACAGCAAUGGCAGAGUCGUAUCAUUAAUAACAACACAAAAAAGUAUCAACGAAUUCAGAAAAAUAAUAAAUUGUGCCGCUGACCAGUACAGCAAGUAUCCAUAUCCGGGAUUAGAAGAUAAGUAUGUACACGGACGCGUGACGGUUAAAGAGAGCAUCAUUGACUUUGCGUCACUUUCAGCUGCAUAUUACGCGUACAAGAACAAACAAGUGAGGCAGAACGAUUAUGAAUGGCGAAUGCAGGGACUGGAGGAGUAUAGCGAUGAUCAGAUAUUCUUUAUAACGUAUGCUCAAAUGAUGUGCGAAAAUGUCCCGUCGAAAAUGAUAGAGAUGCAUAGAAAGAUCAUCUAUACUACAAAUGAAAUUAGGAUUCGUGGCAGUCUUUCGAAUUUUCCAGCUUUUUCCGCGGCUUACAAAUGCCCUGUGGGAAAACCAAUGAAUCCCGAGAAAAAAUGCACUUUUUGGGAAUAGAUCGACGUUCGUUUUUAUACAACAUAAUAUGUUGUAAUAUAAUUAGAUUCACUUUUAAGUCUGACAUCCACGUUAUGUAUAUCUAUUUCUAUUUUUAAACGUUAUAUAGCUUCGCUAUUGUA
Pseudomyrmex gracilis is the source of this 2014-nucleotide messenger RNA. Its product is annotated as endothelin-converting enzyme 1-like. The transcript has 15 exons. Gene Ontology annotation, cellular component: plasma membrane. Lineage: Eukaryota; Metazoa; Arthropoda; Insecta; Hymenoptera; Formicidae. Gene Ontology annotation, biological process: protein processing. Gene Ontology annotation, molecular function: metalloendopeptidase activity. Bases 186 to 1892 code for a protein of 568 amino acids. The record is from RefSeq and is a predicted model, not a curated record.